AUGUUGAACAGGAAUGAGGGAGUUUCGGAGUCAGUCAUACCUCCAAAACAAAGCGGAGAACAAGACAAAUCUUUUGGUGUCAAAAAGCCAUCUGAUGGUGAUAAGGAAACUGAACAACCGUGCAAGACAACCGAACUGAAGGUUAAUCUAGCUGCGGACUUGCCAUGUUUAAAUCCAUACGACUGGAUCAUGCUCAUAUACCUCUUGAUGAAAGAAGAAAAGAAGUAUGAAUCGGUUGUUGAUCAUAUCAAGAGGAUGCUUGUUUCGUACACCCACGAGGUAGCAAAGAUGGAUGUUGAAAUACCCUCGGUGUUGCGAAAGAAACCAACAGUCCUUCCUAAAUCUUCUGUGAAAGACAUUGAGAAGAUGAAGCUCGAAAGAAUUGAAAAGGAAAACUAG
This is a messenger RNA of Lactuca saligna, 399 nucleotides long. NCBI's taxonomy places the organism in Eukaryota, Viridiplantae, Streptophyta, Magnoliopsida, Asterales, Asteraceae. The record is from the annotation of a GenBank genome assembly.